AUGGACAUUGUCUCCCGUCCUCCAAGUAGAAGCUUAUGCGAUCUCAACCAGCCUCAGGGUCCGACUACCAUUGAUUACCAUUCUUUGUUACAAGAGGAUGAAUAUCAUAAACUGUCAGAUUCUACAAUACAUAACCUUCUAAAGAAAAUAGAGGAGAGGAUGAUCCAGUUUUGUGACUUUUUUACAGUCUCUACUUUUGAGCAAUUGCAAGUAAUGACUUCCAAACGCCAAUACAAGGAGGCAGCUGAACAACUAGAGGCUGUCAACCAACUUUGUAGUCAUUUUGAAGCUUAUAGAGACGUCCCUAAGAUCACUGAGCUAAGGGAGAAAGUUAAGAACAUCAAACAGGUUCUCAAGUCGCGCGUGUUCUCUGAUUUUGUGAGAUCAUAUACCUGCUGCACCAAAAAGGAGAUGAACCAAUUUCUUAAAUGGGUGGGAAAGAAACUCGCUAAAGGAUUUUCCAUGCUAAAGUUCGAUGUGGGGUUGUACAUCGAGAGGAGCAUAAUCGAGCAAAGAGAAAUUGUUAUCAAGAAUGUGACAAUGUUGCUGAUAUAUUGACAAUUCCUAGAUUUGGGAGCUAUGAAGACUUUGCUUAUUGAAAAAUCAAAUAAUAUAAGACAAGAGUGAGAUAACUUAUAAAUCAAGGUGGAGUGGUGAUAAUAGAUUUACAAUAUUACAAAUAUGGUAUAUUAAUGGUACACAAUCUUGGAGAUUAUAAUACUCUUCUGAGGAGUAUUCCAGAAGGUGUUAGGAUUCUUAGCUUCAUGCAAACAAUACACUUUAAUGACAAUAUCGACUCGCGGGUUUGGAAUGUGGAAAGAGACGGAAAGUUCAAUUCUAAUCUAGCUUGGGAGUAUAUUUGUGAGGGGGAACGAUGUGGGUUGGACUCAUGUUGUAUGGUCCUCCAAAAUCAUUCUGAGACAACAGUUUGUGUUAUGGUUGUUGUUUAGGAAGAGACUUUCAACAAGGGAUUGACUUAAGCGGUUUAUGGAUAUCCCGGAUUCUAAAUGCCUUCUUUGUGAUGACAAUGAAGAGACGAUGGAUCAUUUAUUUGGUGGUUGCCCGUUUACACUCGAGUUAUGGAGACGGUUUA
Molecule: messenger RNA, 1093 nt
Organism: Impatiens glandulifera
Lineage: Eukaryota; Viridiplantae; Streptophyta; Magnoliopsida; Ericales; Balsaminaceae
Exons: 6
Coding region: 1-558 (185 amino acids)
Biological process (GO): retrograde transport, endosome to Golgi
Cellular component (GO): GARP complex
Source: RefSeq, a predicted model, not a curated record